AUGUUUGUAGACGAACGGAUUGUAACGCUGUUCAAGAGGAAUGCCCAUCACACGCUGACCUACUGGAGCGUUUUCUUCAGCUUCGGACUCUGCAUCGCUUUCCUCGGGCCGACCAUUUUGGACUUGCAGUGUCAAACCAACUCCACGCUCAGCCAGAUCACCUGGGUCUUCUUCGCCCAGCAGUUCUGCCUUUUGAUCGGCAGCUCUAUUGGCGGCAUUUUCAAAAAGACGUUGUUCCGUGCCCUCGGAGCCUUAUUCGUCUCCGCUCUCGUCAUCUCUGUGAUAUUUGCCAUCAUCCCUUUUUGCAAUAAUGUCCUCCUGCUGGCCAUCGCCAUGGCUGUGUCCGGUUUGGCGAUGGGCAUCAUUGACACCAUAGCCAACAUCCAGCUGGUGACCAUCUAUCAGAGGGACUCUGCUGUUUUUUUACAGGCUCUUCACUUUUUCAUCGGGUUCGGAGCCCUGGUGAGCCCCCUGAUCGCAGAUUCCUUCCUCUCAGAGACGGGCUGCACGAAUCACACGGAGAACCACACCGAGAUAAUUCAUCAUUUCAGGAGCAUGCUGAGGAGCAGUCCCAUUGCAAGGCACAACAUACCUCACGACACGCCGUCUCAUGAGGGAGGGAGCUGGGAACCUAGUGUGCACAAUGCUUUCUGGAUCAUGGCAUGUAUUAAUCUACCUGUGCCACUGGCCGUGUUGUUCCUGAUGUACCGGGAGCGCCUGAUCCCGUGUCUUCCCAACAGCACUCCUAACCUCCUGGAUAAAGAUGAACUGGCGAUGGAGAACCAGCAGGGGGCUGAGGGCCAGGAGGUGGAGCAGGGGGAACAUGAGGCAGGAGGUCAUGGGGAUAUCUUCGGCUGCUGUCAGAAUGAUAACCUGCGUGGUUUGCCUGCGUCCUUCUUCAUGAUUCAUAUCUUCGGUGGGCUGGUGCUCUUCAUGACCGACGGUAUUGUGGGUGUAUAUGCUGGCUUCGUGUACACGUACGCUGUGACAGCUCACAAGACACUGUCCCAUAAGACGGCAGGUUACCUGGCCAGUAUCUUUUGGGCAGCCAUCACUGCUGGACGCCUGUUGUCCAUUCCUCUGUCAUUUCGUAUCCGGCCUGUGAAGCUGCUCGUGAUCAACCUGGUGGGGGCCAUUGUUACUGUGCUGGUGCUGCUCAUUUUCUACGAGAGCAGCAUCUUCUUGUUCGUUGGUACCGGUUUAUGUGGGCUGUUCCUCAGCAGCAUCUUCCCCUCUAUGCUCGCCUACACCGAAGACAUCCUCGAUUACCAGGGAUGUGCAACCUCAGUCCUGGUGACAAGUGCAGGGAUGGGAGAGAUGGUGAUGCAGGUUGUCAUGGGCCAAAUCAUCCAGACUCAAGGCGAGUACAGCUUCCUGUUGUGUGGAGUGGUAAUCGCCUGCUUGGGAUUUGGCUUCUUCAUCGGGCUGCUGCUGUUCCAUCGAAUGCACAGAAAUUACCUAUUAGGAACAUCGAAAAAGUCCACCAUGGUGGAGGAAGCGGCGGGAGCAGAGCAGAACGGAUCCGCCAAAACAGAAGCGAAAGAGGAGAAAGAGAUUGUCAUCAUGAGAGUCACAGGAGGAUCUGCUGGCUUCCUUAAUGCCACAGUUCUGUUUCUCAUCUGGCUGACAAAGCAGUCGGUGGGCUCGGGUCUGCUCUCCGCUCCAGAGGUGGUGACUGCAGCAAACGGAGGAUCUGUGACGGUCGCUUGUCAAUAUGAUCCUAAGUACAAAGGUUACACAAAGUACUGGUGCAGAGGAGCGGUGUACAGCCGGUGCAGCAUAGAGGCGACAACCGUGUGGGAUGGAGGCAGAAGCUUCAUCGCUGAUAAUAAGGAGGCAGGAGUCUUCACUGUAACUAUGACUUCACUCCGCUACAGGGAUGAGGAUGUGUACUGGUGUGCCAUCAAACAAUUUGGAAGGGACAUCGGAGUUCCAGUCCAGCUCAAUGUCUCCCACACAGUCACAGUGGUGACACCCACCACCCCCACGAUGACACUGAAUCAUGAUGAAAUAGGAUGGUGGGCGACUCUACGCUGGAUCCUCUUUAUUUCAAUGUUGGGCUGUUUGAUAUCAACUCACAUCGCUGUGUGGCGGAUACAAACUGCGAAGAAGAACAUGUCGGCAACAACAACUUCACCAUCACAAGUCACUUCAGUAAACAAUUAGGAAUGAAAGUCAGGCAGCACCAUAUUUCUAAUCAUGGGUGAAUUAUAACCGUGUAUGGCCACAGAACCAUUCCUCCAGCAGACACUCUAUCAGAGUGUGAAUUAAACUGAAAAAUAAACCAUGUGAAAAAUUG
Molecule: messenger RNA, 2299 nt
Organism: Limanda limanda (common dab)
Lineage: Eukaryota; Metazoa; Chordata; Actinopteri; Pleuronectiformes; Pleuronectidae
Product: major facilitator superfamily domain-containing protein 4B-like
Exons: 14
Coding region: 1-2166 (721 amino acids)
Biological process (GO): transmembrane transport
Source: RefSeq, a predicted model, not a curated record